This is a messenger RNA of Jaculus jaculus (lesser Egyptian jerboa), 2894 nucleotides long. RefSeq names its product DEAH-box helicase 32 (putative) (gene Dhx32). Lineage: Eukaryota; Metazoa; Chordata; Mammalia; Rodentia; Dipodidae. Gene Ontology annotation, cellular component: spliceosomal complex; intracellular anatomical structure. Bases 357 to 2588 code for a protein of 743 amino acids. The record is from RefSeq and is a predicted model, not a curated record. Gene Ontology annotation, molecular function: RNA binding. The transcript has 12 exons.
GAGGGGAAGGCCGGGCCGCUCGCUAGCGGGCGGAGGACCGCGCCCCUGAGGCCUGCUCGGGAGGCCCGGCUUCCCCGUGGACGCGGUCGGCCCGCCGGCCCCAGACGUCUGUCGGGAGGCCCGGGCGGAGUGUAAUCUGUUGAAAGCCAUGCAACACUCAAGGAGAGUGCUGAGGAGAGCGAGGACAGAGAGUAGCCCAGGAACGAGGGGCAGCCUCAGGUCCGAGGAACUAACUUGCUGAAACCUUGAACUCAGUGGGGGAGCCUGUGACUGGGAGUGUGGACCGGGCCUGCACCAUGUGCUGUGUGAUGGGUUGUUGACUGUGGAGCGUCAGCUGCCCCACCUCCCUGCUGACCAUGGAGGAAGAUCUGGAGCAUCCAAACUCCUCCUCGGAAAAACGCUAUUUUCCUGAAUCCCUGGAUUCCAGCGAUGGAGAUGAGGAGGGGGUUCUGGCCUGUGAGGAUCUGGAAUUGAACCCCUUUGACGGGUUGCCAUAUUCUUCACGUUACUAUAAACUUUUGAAAGAAAGAGAAGAGCUUCCGAUAUGGAAAGAAAAGUACUCCUUUAUGGAGAAGCUGCUUCAGAGUCAAAUUGUGAUUGUUUCAGGGGACGCCAAAUGCGGCAAGAGCUCUCAGGUUCCUCAGUGGUGUGCAGAAUAUUGCCUUUCCAUCCACUAUCAGCAUGGGGGCGUAAUAUGCACACAGGUCCACAAGCAGACCGCGGUCCAGCUCGCACUGCGGGUGGCGGACGAGAUGGACGUAAACAUUGGUCAUGAAGUUGGCUACGUGAUCCCCUUUGAAAACUGCUGCACCAGUGAAACAAUCCUGAGGUACUGUACUGAUGAUAUGCUGCAGAGAGAAAUGAUGUCCAACCCUUUCUUGGGGAGCUACGGGGUCAUCAUCUUGGAUGAUAUUCACGAGAGAAGCAUCGCGACCGACGUGUUGCUGGGACUUCUCAAGGACGUGUUACUAGCGCGCCCCGAACUGAAGCUCGUCAUUAACUCCUCGCCUCUCCUGAUGGGCAAACUCAGUGCUUAUGCCAAUGCACCUGUCAUAGAAGUGAAAACUAAGUGGCCUGUGGAGGUUGUGUACCUUAGUGGGACUCAGCAGGAUUCCUUCCAGUCUAUUUUACGCCUUAUCUUGGAAAUUCACCGCUCGGGUGAGAAGGGUGACAUCGUAGUCUUUCUGGCCUGUGAACAAGAUAUUGAAAAAGCCUAUGAAAUUAUCUGUCAAGAAGGAUCAAGUUUACACCCAGACCUGGGUGAACUGGUGGUGGUUCCUUUGUGUCCCAAAGAGAAGUGCACACUGUUCAGGCCAGCUGAUGACACCGAGAGGAGAUGCCACGUGUACCAGAGGAGAGUGGUGCUGACCACUAGCUCCGGGGAGUCUUUGAUCUGGAGCAGCACUGUCCGCUUUGUCAUUGACGUCGGUGUGGAAAGAAGGACGGUAUACAACCCCAGAAUCAGAGCCACCUCCCUCAUCCUGCAGCCCAUCAGCCAAAGCCAAGCGGAGAUUCGCAAGCAGCUUCUCGGGUCAUCUUCCUCAGGAAAACUUUUCUGUCUAUACACUGAAGAAUUUGCCUCCAAAGAUAUGAAGCCAUUGAAGCCACCAGAGAUGCAGGAAGCCAACCUAACCAGCCUGGUGCUCUUUAUGAAGAGGGUGGACAUCGCAGGCUUAGGUCGCUGUGACUUCAUGAACCGACCAGCACCAGAAAGCUUGAUGCAGGCACUGGAAGACUUAGAUUACCUGGCAGCCCUGGACAAUGAUGGGAAUCUUUCUGAAUUUGGAAUCAUCAUGUCUGAGUUUCCUCUGGAUCCACAGCUCUCAAAGUCUAUCUUAGCAUCCUGUGAAUUUGACUGUGUAGAUGAAAUGCUAACCAUCGCUGCCAUGGUAACAGCUCCUAAUUGCUUUUCCCAUGUACCCCAUGGGGCUGAGGAGGCUGCUGUGAUGUGUUGGAGGACGUUCCUACACCCUGAAGGUGAUCACUUUACCCUCAUCAACGUUUACAAGGCUUACCAGGACACAGCUCUGAACUCUGCCACUGAGCACUGUGUGGAGAAGUGGUGCCAUGAUUACUUCCUCAACUGCUCUGCUCUCAGGAUGGCAGACGUUAUCCGAGCUGAACUCCUUGAAAUCAUCAAGCGAAUUGAGCUUCCCUAUGCAGAACCGGCCUUCGGGUCCAAAGAAAAUAAUCUGAACAUCAAGAAGUCUCUGCUGUCCGGUUACUUCAUGCAGAUUGCUCGCGAUGUUGACGGGUCGGGUAACUACCUAAUGCUUACACACAAGCAAGUUGCUCAGCUGCAUCCCCUGUCCAGCUACUCCAUUAUCAAGAAGAUGCCCGAGUGGGUCCUCUUCCACCAGUUCAGCAUAUCGGAGAACAACUACGUGAGGAUCGCCUCAGCAGUCUCUCCCGAACUGUUUAUGGAACUGGUACCACAAUACUAUUUCAGUAAUCUGCCUCCUAGUGAAAGCAAGGACAUUCUACAGCAAGCUAUGGGCCACCUUUCCCCCAUUUCAACCAUGAAAAAGGAGCAGGACGUGUGUGAGAAGUGCCCAGAUGCUACGGAACAGAGGUGCACUGUUCAGUGACUGCUCAGCAAGCUCACAGUGCAGUAAGGGCCCGGGAGCCUGUGUAGACGCAGCCAGCUGACGGACAGCACCCACUGUGCAGUCCUGGAGAAAUAAACUUCCAAUGAGAUUCUAAAAUUUAAAAAAAGGUUUUUUUAAUUGAGUUCCUAAAGUUACUACUCCAUGUUUUUCUUAAGUUUUUAAUCAUUAUUUGACCAAAAAUUUUAAAACAGCAUCUCAUAAAUGUGUCACAGACACAUGGAACAAAACCCUACGUUUUGUAGAGGACUUGAAUCUGAAUAAAGUCAUGAGGUUUUUUUUGGUAAA